Molecule: messenger RNA, 377 nt
Organism: Brassicogethes aeneus
Lineage: Eukaryota; Metazoa; Arthropoda; Insecta; Coleoptera; Nitidulidae
Source: the annotation of a GenBank genome assembly
UUUGUUUGCACAUAACCUCAAUAAGCGGUUUUGAACGUUUUUUUACAAAAUACCGUAAAAAAUGGCUUCAGGCUUGGAUGCUUUCGUAAACCAUACCGUUUCCAUUAUUACUUCUGAUGGUAGGAAUUUUAUAGGUACUCUGAAAGGUUUCGACCAGACUAUAAACAUCAUAAUAGAUGAAUCGCAUGAAAGGGUUUAUUCUACAACAACGGGCAUUGAACAGGUUAUGCUGGGGCUUCAUAUUAUUAGGGGAGACAAUGUAGCAAUAAUUGGGUUGAUUGAUGAAGAUGUUGACAAUAGGUUGAACUUGGCAAAUAUUAAAGCUGAACCACUGAAUGCUGUAGUUCACUAACAAAUAAAUAGUUUUAAGUACAAAG